AUGUGUGUUGAGACGGAAAAAAUAGAGUGCAAGGGGUUGGUGGUGAUGGAUGUGCCCACUAGGUGGAACUCCACUUAUUUGAUGCUUGAUGCGGCAUUGAAAUUUCGAAAAGCUUUUGAUAGAAUGGGGGAUGAUCCCGAUUCUUCCUACUUAAUGUACUUUAAGGAAGAUGAAGGAGAUGACAAGAGAAUUGAAGGCAUUGAAGGAAGUGGGAAAGGGAAGGGAAAGUCUAAGACUAAUAAGAGGGUGGGUCCACCUAGUGAUGAAGAUUGGGAAAAAGCCGUGACAUUUGUGAUGUUUUUGAAGACCUAUGAUGUUACUUUGAAAAUUUCAGCUUCUUUGCAUCCAACAUCACACUCAACCUUCCAUGACUUGCUUGCCAUAGAUGGGGAGAUUCGGGAGUUGUAUAGAUAUGAUGUUACAAUUCCUAUUGAAGAACGGACAGCCAUGGAUACUCUUUUAAAUGAUAUGGCAGCAUCAAUGAAGAAGAAAUAUGAUAAAUAUUGGGGUGAACUUCAUAAAGUGAACCCAUUCUUGAUGAUAGGAGUUGUGAUUGAUCCCCGAUUCAAGCUUCGCAAUUUGAAGCACAUCUUUGAAGAAAUAUUUGAAAAUGAUCCUACUUGUGAUAGAUUGGUGGCUCAAAAGACAAAUGAGGUGAAACAACUUCUUAUGAAUAUGUAUGAAGUGUAUAAGCCUAGUAGUAACAAUAUGGGUGCUACUAGUACUACCAAUGAGAGUGGCGUGGAUAGGUACUUGUUGGAUCCACUUGAAUCCAUUGAUGAGGAGUUUGAUAUACUAGGGUGGUGGAGAAUAAAUGGGCUCAAGUAUCCUACUUUGGCAUCAAUUGCAAAGGAUGUGCUUGCAAUCCCUACUUCCACAAUAGCUUCGGAGUCUUGUUUUAGCACAAGUGGGAGAGUGAUUGACUCGUUUCGAAGCUCAUUGUCUCCUAGGAUGGUUGAGGCUUUGAUUUGCUCUCAAAAUUAG
Molecule: messenger RNA, 984 nt
Organism: Prunus dulcis (almond)
Lineage: Eukaryota; Viridiplantae; Streptophyta; Magnoliopsida; Rosales; Rosaceae
Product: zinc finger BED domain-containing protein RICESLEEPER 1-like
Exons: 2
Coding region: 1-984 (327 amino acids)
Molecular function (GO): protein dimerization activity; DNA binding
Source: RefSeq, a predicted model, not a curated record